Molecule: messenger RNA, 1746 nt
Organism: Solanum stenotomum
Lineage: Eukaryota; Viridiplantae; Streptophyta; Magnoliopsida; Solanales; Solanaceae
Product: cytochrome P450 704C1
Exons: 5
Coding region: 164-1711 (515 amino acids)
Molecular function (GO): monooxygenase activity; iron ion binding; heme binding
Source: RefSeq, a predicted model, not a curated record
GAACAGUGACAUAUUCUUUUGUUUAUUCUUCAAGUUUCUGUCAAUUCAUUUUAUAUAUGAUAUGUGAUCAAUUUUCUUGAGUGGACUUUGCAUCUGUGUGGUAUAUAGUGCAUAGAGAUGGUUGUCAUCUCUCCAAAUAUAUAAAACAGAUCUGAAAAAAGAAAUGGAUGUUCUUUAUACCAUCUUCAUCUCUAUAGCUAUUCUCUUGUUCAUUUGUGUGACUCCUAUAUUAGUUUUAAUAGUAAGGAUCUAUGCUGGCAAGUCAAUCAGAAACCCCAAAUAUGCACCAGUUGAGGGGACUGUGUUCCAUCAGCUUUUAUACUUCAACAGAGUCUAUGAUUAUCAAACAGAAUUGGCUAAAAAGACCCCUACUUUCCGGUUUCUGGCGCCGGAGCAGAGUGAAACAUAUACCACUGAUUCAAGAAAUAUUGAGUACAUUCUUAAGACAAACUUUAGUAAGUACUCUAAAGGCAGGCGAAAUCAAGAGGUUAUAAUGGAUUUGUUUGGUGAAGGGAUUUUCGCAGUGGAUGGUGAGAAAUGGAAGCAGCAGAGAAAGCUUGCAAGUUUUGAGUUCUCAGCUAGAGUAUUGAGAGACUAUAGCUGCAAAGUUUUCAGAAAAGGAGCAGCCAAAUUGGUCAGCAAGGUUUCUGAGUUCUCUCUUGCCAACCAAGUUUUUGAUAUGCAAGAACUGCUAAUGAGAUGCUCCCUGGAAUCAAUAUUCAAAGUUGGCUUUGGAGUUGAUCUGAACUGCCUGGACGGAUCAAGUGGAGAUGAUAACGAAUUCAUCAAGGCCUUUGAUGAUUCAAAUGCAUUGUCAUAUUGGCGUUAUGUCGAUCCAUUCUGGAAGCUUAAGAGAUACUUCAACAUCGGCUCUGAAUUUCUUCUGAAAAAGAACAUCAAGUUCAUUCAAGAAUUCGUUGAUGAAUUGAUUAGAACAAGGCGCAAACAGCUUGAAAUGAAACAAGAUUCUAUGGAUAAGGAGGACAUACUCUCAAGGUUUCUGGUAGAGAGCAAGAAGGAUCCAGAAAAAAUGACUAAUCGGUAUCUCAGAGAUAUUAUACUGAAUUUCAUGCUUGCUGGCAAAGAUAGUACUGCUAACACUCUUUCAUGGUUUUUCUAUGCGCUUUGCAAGAACCCCUUAAUCCAAAUAAAGAUUGUUGAGGAAAUAAGAGAAGUUAUUGAUAAUAACAUGAAGGAUAAUGGAAGUGUGGAUGAUUUUGUAGCAAGUAUUACAGAAGAAGUCCUCGAGAACAUGCAUUAUCUUCAUGCAACAUUGACAGAGACCUUGAGGCUAUACCCUGCUGUCCCAGUGGAUGGCAGGUGUGCGGAUGCAGAUGAUGUUCUUCCUGAUGGAUUUCACAUCAAGAAAGGGGAUGGGGUUUAUUAUAUGUCCUAUGCAAUGGGGAGAAUGCCUUAUGUUUGGGGGGAUGAUGCUGAGGAUUUCCGACCAGAAAGAUGGUUGAAAGAUGGGGUUUUCCAGCCAGAGUCACCAUUCAAAUUCAUAGCAUUUCAUGCUGGUCCAAGAUUAUGUCUAGGUAAAGAUUUUGCUUAUCGGCAAAUGAAGAUAUUAUCAAUGGCUCUUCUCCAUUUCUUCAGGUUCAAAUUAUCCGAUGACACGAAAGAAGUAACUUAUAGAACCAUGUUUACACUCCACAUCAAAGAAGGGCUUCAGGUUCGUGCAGUUCCAAGAAGAGGAUUAUUAGAAGAAUGAAAUACAGAAAGCCACUUUCAAAUUUCAAUGUAUAA